Nymphaea colorata (pocket water lily) is the source of this 1646-nucleotide messenger RNA. RefSeq lists its product as uncharacterized. The record is from RefSeq and is a predicted model, not a curated record. The transcript has 4 exons. Gene Ontology annotation, molecular function: structural constituent of ribosome. NCBI's taxonomy places the organism in Eukaryota, Viridiplantae, Streptophyta, Magnoliopsida, Nymphaeales, Nymphaeaceae. The coding region runs from base 2 to 1309 and encodes 435 amino acids. Gene Ontology annotation, biological process: mitochondrial translation. Gene Ontology annotation, cellular component: mitochondrial small ribosomal subunit.
AAUGGCGUUUCUCUCUCUCUCUCACGCUCUCACUGAUAUGAGGAACCUCCUCAGGAUCGCCCCUCGCUACGCGCGUUCCUUCCUGUCUUCCUCUUCUCGCCCUAACUCUUCCAUUGGCUUCAUUGCCGCCGUCACUGCUCCCGGCAGACGCUUCUUCUCCGAUGAGAGUGGCUCCAACUCUGGCGAAUCUAAUCCGCCGCCGGAGCCGCCCGCCGCCGAAGCGUCUACCACCGCCAACGAGAUAGUACCGGCCGAGACGGAGAAAUCGCUCCAGGUCGAAGAUGUUGGCACCAAAGAACUUAGUCAGAGAAUCUGGAAGUAUUUCAAGGGGGACGAGGAAGCACUUGGUUCUGUCAUGGAAGCGAUUCUUGCCAGAAGAUUAGCAGGAAAGCAUGAAGAAACUGACGAUGAGUUGAUGGAUGAAUUGAGAUUGAAGCCACUCGAUGAUGUUAGUGACCAAGAAUUUGAGUCAGAUUUUGAGGAGCUUCACCAGACAGAUGAGGAAAUUGAUAAUCUUUAUAAUGCCAGGCAAUAUGUGGAGAAGAAAUUAAUGAAAGAUGAGUUCUUCAAUAUGUCGAGUGAGAAGUAUGAUGAGAUGGUAAAAGAAGCAACAGAAAAAGGAUUUCUUCAGGACACUGGCAAAUGUGAAGAAAUUCUAGAGGACAUGUUGAAUUGGGAUGAGCUUCUUCCAGAUGAGAUAAAGAAAAAGGUGGAAUCAAAAUAUUAUGAGCUCUGCGAUAUGUGUGAACGGGGAGAAAUAGAACCGGUUGAUGCAUAUGAACAGUUCAAAGAAUUUGAAGACCAAAUUGUCCAAGAAUGUGCUGAUAUCAUGGCAGCUGAGCAGCCUACUGAAGAUAUAGGAAAAGAAUCUGACAGGUCGAAAACCCUGGAUGAUCCACCUGGCGAAGGCCCCAUUUUGAGGUGGGAAACGCGUGUUGUUUUUGGUCCUGGAGGAGAUGCAUACCAUCCCAAAAAUCGGAAGGUGAAGCUUUCUGUAACCGUGAAAGAGUUGGGUCUUUCAAAGUAUGCUUAUCGCCGAUUAAGAGAGGUUGUUGGCAAGCGGUAUCAUCCUGGAAAAGAUGAGCUCACAAUAACCAGUGAAAGGUUUGAACAUCGAGAAGAGAACCGAAAGGACUGUCUGCGUACUCUCUAUGCCCUCAUAGAUGAUGCUGAGCAGGCUGACAAACUAGUAGCUGAGGCUCGUACCAACCAUGUCAAGCAACGACUCAGAGGUAAUCCUGAGUUUAUGCAGAGAUUACGAGCGCAUGCUGCUGCCUGUAGAGGAUCUCUUCCAGUCUCCCCAGCUUAACCUUUUUUUCCGCCGAUCCAAUAAUCCAAACACAGCGAUAUGGAACACUCAUGUCUCCGUUGCAGCGUCCUGCGUGCGCCAGCAGGUGACUCUUCGAUUUUGCUCCAUUAUGAAUUUCUGGCUUUCUGCUGUAUGUUAACGUUAACCCUUUUGUAUUCCUGUUUCGACAAAUGCUGUACGGCAGUAAUCCAAUGCUUUCUACCAGUGAUAUCUGUAUUAUCUACCCCGAGGGGUAUAGCUCAAACAAAAGAGAAGGAGGGGAUUCGACCUCAAAUUACACACAUCGAUAUUGUUUUCAACUUAAUCUAAAUAUCACUGGCUUCCAACUUAAUCUAAA